CGGUCAAGAACUCAAGGGACAAGGCGUGAACGGUUAAGUAGGGAGUCACGAAGUUGUAAACCAAUAUUUGGAGAUUCAAAUAUCUAACUAUUGCCAUAGGUACAGUCAAACCUGUAAAAAUAACUAUGUCUGAAGGAAACCAGGAAAUACAAAUAAAGAACUUGAAAAAAUUGCUUGACGGUUGGCGUAUGGCAGUACUGCCUAUAAAAUCCAUAUUUCUCUGGGAACAGCAGUGGCAUCCGUGCGCUAUAGUUGCAACUGUGUCCGUUCUUUAUUUUAUUAUUUGGUUAAUGGAUCUCAAUAGCUUGGCGACGUUUGCGAUAAUUGGUCUAUUUUUCAACUUCUUAGAUUUUAUUGUACCAAUUAUCUGUAACUCAAUCUGCAAUCCUAACUCAUGGACUGGUCAGCAUGAGAAGGUUUUUGACGAAGUUUGCAGAAGCAUUGUGAGUUCUUAUAAUAAAACUCUUCAUCAGCUGUGCCAAUUUUAUUCCCUCAGGGAAAACAGCCCCUUUAUGUACUACAUUAUAUCAAUCAGCAUGUUAUGCACUCUAGCAUGGAUGGCAGCAUCAAUCAACAAUGUUUUUCUGCUUUAUAUAUUCUCAGUGGUGAUUUUGCUCUGGCCAGGUAUCCAGCACAGGGGUAUUUUCAACACCCUUCUUGGAAUGAUGCACAUGGCACCAAAAACCAUUAAAUUGCAGUAAUACCAUUGUAGUACAUUUACUAUGCCCGCUUUAGUUGCUAGCUUUUUAUGUGAUGUAAGUCUGGUCAUUACCAUAUUUUAAGUUAAGUUAGGUACAUUAUGUUGUGAGCUUUAAAUUUUAUGAAAUAAAAGGGUAUUUUUAUUGAA
This is a messenger RNA of Pieris napi, 847 nucleotides long. RefSeq names its product ADP-ribosylation factor-like protein 6-interacting protein 1 (gene Arl6IP1). Lineage: Eukaryota; Metazoa; Arthropoda; Insecta; Lepidoptera; Pieridae. The record is from RefSeq and is a predicted model, not a curated record. The transcript has 3 exons. Bases 126 to 701 code for a protein of 191 amino acids.